AAUCGUCAGUUUAGAAACAGAAUGCAAUAAUGAAUGAUCUAACUAAACCAAGACAACUCACGUAUAACACCUCGUGAGAACGUCAAACAAUAAAUAAAAUAUUGUUAAAUAAUAAUUAUUAAAAAUGUAUUUAUUAAAACGCGGUGAUGUGACAUAAUAAAUAUAUUAGUAUAAAUAUUAAAUAAAAUAAGUGAACAGUUGUUUAAUAAAUAUUUUAAAAAAUAAUAUAGUGUUAAUGGUGGUGGUGUUGUGGUGGUGAGUUAGCAUCGCAUCAUCAAUCGGUGGUGACAAUACACAAUAUACACAUGACAACUCACACACUAACGGGGAUUUUAAAACGCUAUGGUGAUAAAAUUACAGAUAAAAUAAUAAUAAUAAUAAUAAUAAUUACUACCGGAAGUAAUAUAGGAUAUUUAUUUGUUAGGUAGAUAAUAUAAAUGUUAAAAAUGUUGUGUAUAUUAUAAUUAUAAAAAUAAAAAUUAUCAUCAUCAUCAUCAUCGUGAUAAAUAAAUCACUAACAGUCUCAGAAGGAGAACCAGAAACAGAGGCUGAAGUGGCUGAAGCAGCAUCAAGAUGUCGUCGGGUCACAGCAGCCGAAGUAGUCGUGCUGCCCACAUAAGUUCGAUACUUCAAAAACUCCAAGGACGGUUUACCGACGCAAUGACUCCACCAAAAUUAUCAACAGAUAAACGUAUGCUCGACAAAACAUGGAAACUUAUGGACAAAGUUGUUAAAUUGUGUCAGCAUCAGCGAAUGAACUUAAAAAACUCACCACCAUUUAUCCUUGAUAUCCUUCCAGAUACCUAUCAGCGCUUGAGAUUAAUUUACAGUAAAUACGAGGAUCGUAUGUCCGUUUUGCACAGCAAUGAACAUUUUUGUGUAUUCAUAAAUAAUCUUAUGCGAAAGUGUAAACAGGCUAUCAAGUUAUUCAAAGAAGGCAAGGAAAAAAUGUUUGACGAGACAUCUCAUUAUCGUAGAAAUUUAACAAAACUCAGUCUCGUAUUCAGUCACAUGCUCUCUGAAUUGAAGGCCAUCUUCCCCAACGGCGUCUUCGCGGGUGAUCAGUUUCGCAUUACCAAGUCUGACGCCGCUGAAUUUUGGAGAGAGCGCUUCGGUAACAGUACUUUGGUCCCUUGGAAGGUUUUUAGACAUGAAUUAAAUCAAGUUCAUCCCAUAAGCUCGGGCCUGCAAGCGAUGGCAUUGAAAUCAACGAUCGACCUCACCUGCAAUGAUUACAUUUCAAACUUUGAAUUCGACGUGUUCACAAGAUUGUUUCAACCUUGGUCUACGUUGCUGCGCAACUGGAAAAUUUUGGCGGUCACGCAUCCUGGAUACGUAGCAUUUUUAACUUACGACGAAGUAAAAGCGCGCUUGCAAAAAUACUGCAUAACUAAACCAGGGAGUUAUGUCUUUCGAUUGAGCUGUACAAGAUUAGGACAGUGGGCUAUUGGGUACGUUACAUCCGAUGGAGAUAUUCUUCAAACCAUACCCCAUAAUAAAAGUCUGUGUCAAGCAUUGUUGGACGGCUAUCGGGAAGGAUUUUACUUAUACCCAGACGGACGUCAUGUGAAUCCCGAUUUGACGUGGGCCGUUCAACCUACUCCGGAAGAGCACAUCAAAGUAACGGCUGAGCAAUAUGAACUUUAUUGUGAAAUGGGCAGUACAUUCCAAUUAUGUAAAAUUUGCGCUGAGCAUGACAAAGACGUCAGGAUAGAGCCCUGCGGUCAUCUUCUCUGCACGCCAUGUUUAACAGCUUGGCAGGUAGAUUCCGAGGGCCAGGGGUGUCCUUUUUGCCGCGCAGAGAUAAAAGGAACUGAACAAAUAGUUGUGGAUCCUUUUGAUCCACGAAGAACACAUCGACCUGGGGCUCAAUCAGCAUCUGUUAGUAACGCAUCAACUCCUACGCGGGAUCUUGACCCUGACACCGAGGAUAUUAUAGAGCUGUGUAACGGGAAUUGCGGGGGAUUAAUAUGCGACGAUUCUGACGAAGAAGAAGAUUCAAGCCCGGCUAGUUCACCAGUACCUCCUCGAAGAAUAGUACCAAGUCCUCCUUUACCUCCUCGAAGACCAUCGCCGUCGCCAACUCCAAAUAAUCAUCCGAGAAACAGUAGCCGUCAUUUAACAGUACCUAAAGAAAAUGCACCUCCACCUCCUACUGUCACUGUUAUUCUUUCAUCCAGUGAAAAUCAUCAAAAUAAUAAAGCAACAACAGAAGCCAGGUACGACAUGCUGCACAGAGCAUCAUCGCCAUCGCCAGUCCCACCAGCAGUUGUACGACCCCAUGUACGAUCAUCGCACAUCAGACCACCAGCUUUGCCUGAAAAAGGUGGAAGACACUUAUCUUCCCAAUCACAAUCGCAAUCGACAACCACCGUGCCUCCAGUGCCACCUCCACUUUCCGCACCACGACCUCCUAAAGCGACUAAAGACCAAACUCCCAAGCAAGAUCAUCAUUAUGAAAACACAAUAUUAAUUCACGGGACUAAAGAACACGUUGUUAAAAAUAUCAACUUGGAGAUGAACCGUGCAAAGUUCACAGCACUUAUGAAAAGCAGAGAAGAACCUGGUGGCUCUUCAAUAAAACCUGAGGGUGCUGCUUAUGAAAAUGUCAAUGUUGAACACAUUUCCAGACUGACUGCUCUUGGCUUUGCACAAGAUGCUGUUAUCCGGGCUCUUGGGAUCAGUAGGAAUGAUUUAGAGAUGGCUUGCGAUAUUCUUAAUGAGUUUGCGACUAAAUCUUCUUGACCAGGUACAAAGACUGAUGGUUUAUGACCACCAGUACCUCCCCGUCGCUAUCUUUAAAAGGGGAAACUCCGGAACAAUGAUAUAC
Cotesia glomerata is the source of this 2830-nucleotide messenger RNA. It is a transcript of the gene Cbl, whose product is annotated as E3 ubiquitin-protein ligase CBL-B. The record is from RefSeq and is a predicted model, not a curated record. The coding region runs from base 574 to 2745 and encodes 723 amino acids. The transcript has 8 exons. Gene Ontology annotation, cellular component: plasma membrane; membrane raft. Lineage: Eukaryota; Metazoa; Arthropoda; Insecta; Hymenoptera; Braconidae. Gene Ontology annotation, biological process: cell surface receptor signaling pathway; negative regulation of epidermal growth factor-activated receptor activity. Gene Ontology annotation, molecular function: receptor tyrosine kinase binding; calcium ion binding; ubiquitin protein ligase activity.